This is a messenger RNA of Salvelinus sp. IW2-2015, 1918 nucleotides long. RefSeq names its product glycerate kinase. The record is from RefSeq and is a predicted model, not a curated record. Gene Ontology annotation, biological process: protein phosphorylation. Gene Ontology annotation, molecular function: glycerate kinase activity. Gene Ontology annotation, cellular component: cytoplasm. NCBI's taxonomy places the organism in Eukaryota, Metazoa, Chordata, Actinopteri, Salmoniformes, Salmonidae.
CUCUGUCCAGAUUUUGCCACACUGCCUUAGUGCUGAUCCCAACUCUGCAAUACACAGCUCUCACACGGAGCACAGAGGAAAUCCAGAGGUUCACCAUACCCGGUGUACAGGUGCUCCCUGCAAGGACAGCCUGAUGGCUUGUGUUGUGUCCCUGUAUCGGCCUUUAUCUUUACUGGCCCCUGUGGGGGUGAGGCGAGCCAUAGUUUGCAGAAUGUCACUGGACAUGCGAGCACGGGAGGUGUUUGCUACGGCUAUCGAAGCUGUGCAACCAGACAUUGUGGUGCGGCGGAGUCUGGAGCGUACAGGAGACACCCUCCUAGUGAAUGGACGCAGCUUCACGCUAAAAAACAACCUUCACCUGGUAGGCUUUGGCAAAGCUGUGCUGGGCAUGGCUGCCGAGGCAGAGAGGAUUGUGGGGGACCACUUGGUGAGAGGAGUGAUCAGUGUGCCACACGGCAUUCAGGAGACAAUACGGCAGCAUGGGAAAGACCAGAUGUUGUUGAAGGAUGGAAGUCACAUCACAGUGAUGGAGGGAGCUAAACACAACCUGCCAGAUGCUGAUGCCCAGAGGGCAGCCAAAUGUAUCAAGGAGCUGGUCAGCACAUUAACAGAGAAUGACAUGUUGCUUGUACUCAUCUCAGGAGGAGGGUCUGCACUCUUGCCUGCACCAGUCCCACCAAUCUCUCUUCAAGAGAAACAGGAUGUUACACGCAGACUGGCUGGUGCUGGUGCCACCAUUCAGGAGCUUAACUCUGUACGCCGUGCCCUGUCGAUUUUGAAAGGAGGAGGACUUGCACACUGCGCUCACCCUGCUCAGGUGGUGGCCCUGGUUCUGUCUGAUGUAAUUGGAGAUCCCCUGGACUUGAUAGCCAGUGGCCCCACAGUGUGGACUGAGGUGUGGCCUGAGGAGAUUUGGUCGGUCCUUGAACGUUACGGGCUGUCCUCCUCUCUCCCUGUCUCAGUGAAAGAGGUGCUUGGACGCUCAGCUCCCCGAUGGGAGGAGUCUGGAGAGCAGUCAGACAGGGCGGCACAUGUUCUCAAUGCUGUGAUUGGCUCCAAUAGCAUUGCUCUGGAAUGCGCAGGGAGACGUGCGCGGGAGCUCGGAUUCCGUCCAGUUGUGCUGUCGCCAGGGGUGUGCGGGGACGUACAGUCUGUCUCCCGUCUUUAUGGUCUACUGGCUCGCUUUGCCUGCUCCCGUGACGAGCCCCCUCCUGAGUUGCCUGCUGAGAUUCUGAAGCUGGGGCCCGAGACAGGCGUGGAAAGCUGGGACUUGUGCCGUGCCAUGCAGGUGCUUGGUGAGGGGCGUGGGGAGGGCUGGGGAGCCACCUGUCUGCUGGCUGGGGGAGAGCCCACUGUGCAGUUGACAGGCAAGGGGCGUGGUGGGCGGAACCAGGAGCUGGCCCUGAGAGUAGGGCUUGAGCUGGGAGGCAUGGAGCUCCCUCCGAAGGGUCCCCUGUUCCUGAGUGGUGGAACCGAUGGUCAGGACGGGCCAACUGAGGCAGCAGGGGCAGUCACAGACGCGGGGCUUGGCAAAGAAGCACGAGCACAGGGGCUCGACCCUGAAGGCUUCCUCGUCAACAAUGAUUCCUUCACCUUCUUUUCACGCCUGUCUGGUGGGCAGCGGCUGCUCCUACCAGGGUUAACGGGUACCAAUGUGAUGGAUGUGCACAUGCUGCUCAUCCCACCAAUCCCCAUAGUCGUGUCUGGUCGUUGAUGAAGACAAGGGCAUGAAAGCUGUCAAUUACACAUUUCAGUAUGAAUCUACACAGAGCAGACUGAGUAUAUUCAGAGAGCAGCUUUUCAAAGCUGACCAUGCCCAUGAUAUUCUUUCCAGCAAGCACUUUUGGAGAUCCAUGUUUAAUUUAAAAAGCAGCAGUCAGUUAUGUCUAUGAUAAGAAUAAAUACAGUAAAUAGUUUA